CUUCAAAACCUGUCGGUGGGAACUUGUGCGACACACUGCCGGCUUCAGAUCCACCGAUGAAGCGUUCCACAUAUCGCUGUGUGUUGAUGUGAAAACACCCAGACACGAUGUAUAGGUUCAUUAAGAUGGCUGGCUCUGCAGCUCACACUUGUGGAAUACUCCUGGAUUACAGCAGAAACACUCCUUUCCUCCUCUGGGAUUAGACGCGGUGUUUUUUGUGGGUUUUUGAAAUCAGCCUGCAGCUUUUAGUCCUCUAACACACUUUGCUGACAUGAAUUCGUGGUACAUCUUUAUUGAAGUAGUAAUCGCGGUUCUCUCCAUAUCCGGCAACAUACUGGUGUGCUGGGCUGUAGCGAUCAACACCACCCUGAAGAACGCCACCAACUAUUUCCUUGUGUCUCUAGCUGUGGCUGAUAUUCUGGUGGGGUGCCUCGCCAUCCCCUUUGCCAUCACCAUCAGCAUCGGCAUCCACCUGGACUUCUACGGCUGCCUCUUCUUGGCCUGUUUUGUUCUGGUCCUUACGCAGAGCUCCAUCUUCAGCCUUCUUGCUAUUGCUAUUGAUAGAUAUCUGGCCGUGAACAUUUCUCUGAGGUACAAGGAGUUGAUGACGGGAAAGACCGCCCGAGAGAUCAUUGCUAUUUUAUGGAUCCUCUCCUUCGUAAUUGGCCUUAUUCCGUUCUUUGGAUGGAACUUGAAGCACUCGAGAUGCAACAGCUCUUUGGUGGACAACAUUACGAACACCAGCAUCGGGGAGCAGGGGCCUCGGGGGGCCGGAGACUUACUGCAGAGCUGCCACCUCGACUGCUUCUUCGAGAGCGUGGUGGACAUGCACUACAUGGUCUACUUUAACUUCUUUGUGUGCGUGCUGCCGCCGCUGCUCAUCAUGCUGGGCAUCUACCUGAAGAUCUUCACCGUGGCCAGGAAGCAGCUUAGACAGAUCGAGCUGAAGUGUGUGGGAAACGGGGACAGCCACCACCACGGGCUGCUGCAGAAGGAGAUCCGUGCCGCCAAGUCCCUCUCCAUCAUCGUCGGACUAUUUGCCAUCUGCUGGCUGCCCGUCCACAUCCUCAACUGCCUCACACUGUUCUACAAAGACCUGGACAGGCCAGAAAUCGUCAUGUACGUGGCCAUCAUUCUGUCUCACGCCAACUCUGCGGUCAACCCCAUCAUCUACGCCUACCGCAUCCAGGACUUCAGGAACACCUUCCAGAAAAUCCUGACCCGACACAUCCUAUGCCGCAGGGAGGAGCUGUACCACAGCUCCAACGGCAGCAGGCGCAACAGAGACCAAAUCCACAUGACCAUCGACCCUCUGCUAUAGAGAGUCGGACUGAGUCUUUGACUCUCACUGAGGUCUAAAAUGUUUACAGAACAAGGGGAUGAUAUGUGAAGAUGAACUGAGAAAACACGCCUUAAAUGUUGACAUUUAUUUAUGAAUCAGCGGUUGGGCAGUGAAACGUUGAAUGGCGAGUCUUACCUAACCCUCGCACCGUGAAGGAUUUAAAAAAAACAUGUUGAAGCUAACUGGAUUUGUAGGACUGGGAACAGGAUCUAACCCACAUUCUAUCAUGCUAUUUAUCAUUCUGAAGCCACUCCGUUUCAACUCUAAACACCUUUUAUGCCCUGCUAUUUUAUAUUAUCAACAGUGUUUAUUAAUUUAUUUAUUAAAAGACCGUGUCUUAUGAGAAUGUAGGGAUCAAAAAACGUUGUGUGGCUAUAUCUGUGCUCGUGGACCUAGAGAGGUACAAUAGUAGUCUACAUCUGUUGUUGUUUUUGCCUUGUGGCCGUUUAAAUAUUAUUUUAUGCUCAUGACCAUCACAAGCUCAAUAUAGAUGAAGUGUAACACAUUUUGAUAAUCAGCCUACAGAUUCAACAAUUCCACUUCUAUUUUGUUGGCUUGUCUGUAUGGUCAAAUAUUCUCAAAAGUAAAUCUGUUAAACCACUACAGAGUUAAAUGUAGUAAUGAGCAUUUGAAAUUAAAAAGAUACUUCAUAAACUUCUGAUAGGCGGACUAACGGAAGAAGAAGAGAUUUUCUUUAACACAGUAUCUUUACCAAGCAGACAUGUUGUUGAGCUGUACCUUCAACUUUGCACCAGUGUGACUUUCUCCUGCUUGAGUGAAUAGUCCAAAACAAAAGCAUAUAUUGGAAAAUGCCUAAAACCAAAUAAGAACCAGGGGAAAAUGGAAACAUAAACAAAAAAAGCCAAAUUGCUCUGCUUAUCCCAUGAAUCAUGCCCCUUCCCAAAAUAAUUGUGUGACCCCUGUGUGCUAAAAGCCAGAGAAAAGCAAAGUUUGUGGGUAUUUAAAAAAACAGCACGAUUUGAUUACGAUACGCAGCCCAAGAUACAAGAAGGAAUUUAGUAAAACACACCUCCAGAGCUGCUUCAUGUGAUUCCUGGGAACAUUUCUUUAGAAUGCAAAUGCUCAGGCAGUAUAGAAAAUCUGGCAUCGACAAGCCAGUGUCAAAUUUGAUGCCUCAAAUCAAUGCAAUUUAUAUACUGAUUUAUUAUCAGAGCUUCUGUUCACAUGCAUCUAGUGGCUUACAUCAGUCAGUCUGGUGUAAAUGAAUGUCACUUACUGACAGACCCCACCCCCCCCUUCCCUCUCAAAGUCAGACAGUCUCAGCUGGGAUCCUCAGGCUCUCUCCGCCCCGUUACUCUGUUCUCCACAAGCUGCUGCAGUCUCUCACUGACCUGAGAUCAGCUGAACUUGAAAAAACUGCUUCAAGAGUUAACCUCUAAAACAUAUUGCACUGAGGACUAAUCAAACUGCUAAUGGGCUGACAAUUUUAACUCUUCCAUGCCUGCAAAGAUGGGUCUUGAAUAGUUUAAUUUAGCCCCCCAAUAAAACCUAGAUAUUAUUUUUAGUAUUAUGACCUUUAAAGGUAAAAAAGAAAAAAAGGGGGGGGGGGGACCUGAGAAAAUACCAAUCAAUCUUAACACAGACCAGAUGUGACUUUUUUCUACUGAAUAUAUGAAUUGAAUCUAAAAGAAUUCUUGGACCAUCACACCAUUCUUUAUUUUAUUUUUACCUACAUCCGAAUAUACCCGUCAUACGACUGAUAUUUUCUCUGAGAGGAAAAACGUGUUCCUGUUUGCACUUAAAGGUGCUGGCAUGCAGUCUGCCCGUUUGAGGCAACACAGCUGCAGCACCGAGUCAAAUCUUAACGCACCUGAUGCUUUACAUCAUUUUUUUGCAGGGGGGUGUGCAUGUUCCCAUUGAGCUUAUGAAACAGAGCCGAGAGCUGAUGAAUCACCCAGACAGGGGUUGGUGUUUGAAUUCGUAAUGUGAAAGAAAUGAGGGUGAACCUGAGAGCCAUCACUACACAAAUGAGAAAACACAUUGCACUGACAUUGUCCCGUAUUUCCCAUGUUGGUGUGCUUCAUUGGUGUUGGUGUGUUGGUGUUGCCUUCACUGCUUCACUAUCCCCCCCCGCCCCCCACCAGUGUACCACCUCUCACUAACUCCAAGGGCUAAAAACGGGAGUGUCCCAAAGUGUAUGUACAUUCCAAUGGAGACAUCUAUACUGUAACUGCACUGUGACGUUGUAUUGUUGUCGUUGUUGUGUAAACAAUAAGUACUGUAGGUGUCCGACUUUCUACAAGCUAUUGAUUGAUGUCAAACUAUUGCCUUCUUUUGUGAUUUUAAAUGUGAGACAGACAAAACCGGGUUGAUCUUAUUCAACAUUCCUGCCUUUCAUUCCCGAGUACCUGUCGGUGUGCUGUAGUGUCGUUACUAAUCAGGAAGCAUCCACUGUGGUCAGCCUUCUCCCGUUCAUCCAACACAACUGAUAUCGCUAUUUAACAUGAUGCAAUCUGUAUGUACGGUGAAUUAUUUUGUUAAUAAAGGCAAUGUUUAUAUUGUUAAA
This is a messenger RNA of Eleginops maclovinus (Patagonian blennie), 3869 nucleotides long. RefSeq names its product adenosine A2b receptor (gene adora2b). The record is from RefSeq and is a predicted model, not a curated record. Gene Ontology annotation, molecular function: G protein-coupled adenosine receptor activity. Gene Ontology annotation, cellular component: plasma membrane. Lineage: Eukaryota; Metazoa; Chordata; Actinopteri; Perciformes; Eleginopidae. The coding region runs from base 272 to 1321 and encodes 349 amino acids. Gene Ontology annotation, biological process: G protein-coupled adenosine receptor signaling pathway; vasodilation; adenylate cyclase-activating G protein-coupled receptor signaling pathway. The transcript has 3 exons.